AUGGACGAGGGCGAAGAGGAUUUCGUCUUCUAUGGCACGCCGAUCGAGCGAGAAGAGGAGACGUCCCGGCGAAAGAGGAAGGCUGUCGCGGAUGCGGGGCAGAUGCGGAGUCUGCCUGUGUGGAAGCAGGAGGUGGAUUCUUCACUCCCUCUUUCGUCUCUGGAGCUGUUUCUUCUUUUGAGUGUUUGCGAUAAAUGAUUAUCUUGAGUGCCGGGAGAAGGCGUCGCUUAUGCGUUGUACUCUGCUUGGGAUGUGAAUUCUGUUCCAGAGGUCUUAUCAGGUUUUCUAUUUCUCGCUAGUGACGAUUCUCUCGGAUAGUGACGGGAAGAAGACGAGUUUUAGUAUCGUAGCGUUGUUUAUCUUCAUGUUGUUAAAGAUUUAACAAUGCAUAUCCAUUGCCCGCUGUCUCAUUUGCCUGUCUUGCCUGUUCUACCGGAGAGGAUACUCUCUGCAUGAUAAGAAAUCUAGGUUUUGGAAGUUUUUUAUACUAUGGGGUACUAAACUGAAAAAAAUUCCUGUUCUGAGUAGUACCCCGUGAACAGACGUUGAAAACUGUUUCAAUGAGUAUCCAUAAAAAACAUGAGAUUCUGGUGCAUUUAAAACCCUAAAAGCCACGAUGACUUAGUCACGUAAACAUGCUGUAAUAACUCAAUGCAACUAGUUUGUUAUUUAUGUGGCUUGGGUUUGAAAUAUUUAAACCACAGUCAGUAGCAUCAAUGCUCACCGAAACAAAACAAAAAAGAAAAAGAGGAAGCUUCUGACUUGGCCCGCUUCCUCAUUGUUGGCAUCAUGUGCAUCAGACAUAGACACAAUGAGCGAGAUAUUCAGCUUCUCUGCCUCAGGCCAUGAAUUUCGCAUGCAUUAAUGCAAAAUAAACUUUUUUUUUGCCACAUGGUGCUGCAAGUUUGUCGUCCUGCCAGUGGUUAAAACUUACAGAUUCGACAUCGUUGGUAAUCCCGUACAGUAUGAGAUAAAUCAUCAACUUUACAUAUCUGGAAUGAGCGUGCUCCACAUUACAUAAAUAAUUAUGCACUUAGGUGUUGUUUCUCCCAUUUAAUGCAUCAACGAACACAUUUGCUUUACUCAUUUUGAACCGUAUUUCCAGGUUACUGACGAGGAAGGGAGAAGAAGAUUUCAUGGCGCAUUUACUGGAGGAUUUUCAGCAGGCUACUACAACACAGUUGGUUCAAAAGAAGGUGUGCAUUCAAAGAAAUUCGACCUCUUGACAUUUGUUCUGUUGGAGUUGUAAAUCAUUAUUUAAUGACUCUCUUUUUCAGGAUGGACUCCACAGACAUUCACGUCAUCACGUAAAAAUAGGGCAGAAGUGAAAAAGCAGAGCAUCUAUAGCUUCUUAGAUGAUGAUGAGAAAGCAGUAUGUCCGAUAUCCGCAUUCUUUUCCUCCGUAUUAAAAUAGCUUCAGUAAACUACUGAGUAAGUUGAUGGGAACUUGGGCAGAUAUUCUGAAUAUUUCACGAACCAAUAUACCUCGCUUCUGUGCCUUGUAGUCCUUCAGAUCAAUUUUCUUUAAGUUCGAGCUUUUUAAUGCGUUUUUUUGUAAAACAAAGUCCAUCCUUUGAGGGUUUCUACCAUGUGGCCACUACUAUCUAAACAGAUAGAGACAUGGUAUUCACAUUAGCUAAUAAAUCAAAACCCAUCAGACAAAGUUGAGAAGGGUUGCAGUUCAAUCGAGUGCCAGUAAAGCUUGAAAUAAAGUUAUUGACGUGACGUGGAUCAGUGGAAAGACCUUGAGGUUUAGCAGACGAUAAAUAAAUGUUUUAUAAGCAUGCUUAAUGUCACAUUUUUUGAAGAAAAAAAGUGAAAACCUCGCAAUUGACAUGGUAUAACUCCAUUAAUUAUGGGGCGGAUUGACCCAAAUAUGCAUAGGCUUAUGCACUUAGGUUGAAGUUCGGAUGAAAUAAGAAGUCUAGGCUGGAAAUAAAGAACUAUCGUUGGCAUGAAGGCUUCGAAUCAAGAAUUCAUGUGAGACAGUUGAAGCUACCUGAUUAACCGUUUUAAAUGAUCCAAAGGCUCAAUGUCACCUGCCUCUCUACAAGCUAUAUUCUUUAGUAUUUGCGUAUUUUCCACUUCGAUUUUAUUAAAUUGUCUACCUAAAAUAUUGGAGCAUCUUUUCUCCCUUUCUCCUUUUAUUUAUUUUUUCUUUAAUUCUUACUUUCAUAUUUUUUUAAAAUGUUUAAGUCACCAACUAGAUGUAAUCAAUCAUAGUUUUGCUUCAUAUUUGGAAUUUUGGGAGCAUCUCUUCUUCUGAUGUUGGGUGGCUUCCUUGCAUUAAAAUCUUACUGCUCGAGGUAGUAGGUUUUUUUGGUUUUCCUAUGUGCCACAUCAUGAAUGGAUUGCAGAUUAGUUAAAUUCUGGAGUUCUUGGAAUAGAUAUGUAUCUAUGUAUGUAUGUAUGUAUGUAUGUAUGUAUGUAUGUAUGUAGGUAUGUAUGUAUAUCAUUGCAAUGAGUUUGCAAGGAGAAAUAUUGCAAUGUGAGCUCUGUCAUUUAUCACUUGGGAGUUUGGCAGCUGGGUUGCAUAUAAAUGUUUCUGAUGCACUUUUGAUCAUUCCAUGGGACCAUUGGUGUUUUGUAUUGUACAGUUAGAAUCAGUCUACUGUUAGGAUUUUUGGGGAGAAAUUUGGCCUUUGUGUGAAUAUCUGAGAGUCACGAAUCAAUUUAUGGGCCCAAACACUUAAAUAAUUACAUUCUUAGGCUCAUAUAUGCAUUUUCCUUUUUUUAUGCUGUUUUCAUUUUCAUCUUAUUACCUUGUCAUUUCGCUUAUUUGUAUGUCCAACUAUUAUUUCUGUUUUUUCUACUCGAUUUUAUUGAUAUACUGCCUAUAUUUUUCACUGUCUUUCAAAUAGCAUUCGAGUUUUGUUCCUACAUAUGUUCCUACUGGCUGCUACAUUGAAGGAAUGAUUCCUCUGUGGCUCCCACAUUGAGCAUAUCUACUUGUAAAUGCCUUUCUUAAAAUGGGUUAUUAUGCUAUCCACUAUUUGAAGAAUUGUUUAUCUUGCUCUUUCCUUUUUUACGGUGUACCAUUUAGGCUUCAUGUCGCCAUCUUUCAUGUGCUAUUUGAGGUAGUUCAAGUGUAACAGAACACUGUGAAAAACUGUCGAGGAUAUGAGUUCCUUGUUCGUACUGAUUUUCUUUUGAUGUGAGUUCAGUUUUUGAAGUCGUCACUGAACACCUACGAAUCCAGAGAUUGACACUUUUCCUAUGAAAACCCAAAUUUUUUCAAAGAAGAUAUCACCUGUUGGGAUUGAUGUGGCCUGACAAACUAAAUUUAUAGUUCAAGAUAGUCAUUUUGUCCAGUAUUCAACCUGCAGGAACUAGGAGGACAUGGACUGGAAACUUCCUUGCAGUUUGAUACCUUCGGGUUCACUGCUGCAGAAGUUGCUCGAAAACAGGCUGAAAAGGAGCAACAGAUGAGGUCAGUUGUAGUGGCUACGUUUUUCUGCAGGUUUUAUUUUCAAAAUUGUGUUAAAGUCAUAGGAUUCGUCUCUAUUUGUCUCUGUGCCAGUCUACUUUCUUUUUUUGGCGGUUGAGUCUAUUUUUAUCAUUUGUGCAAUCGCAGACCAUCAGCUAUUCCUGGACCUGCUCCUGAUGAAAUAGUGCUUCCGGCAACAAAUUCUAUUGGUUGGUUCUUGUUCCCUGGUCGACCAGUUGGGGCUUAUCACUGUCACAAGAACAAUAAAUUCAUUAAUAUGGGUCUUUUGUUAUAAGAAUAGGUGUGAAGCUGUUGUUGAAAAUGGGAUGGCGGCAUGGGCACUCAAUCAAGAGUUCACAUACUGGGAAAUUGUAUGGUAUGCUACUCUGACCAGCCUUUAUAACCGAGAAAAUUUUCACUUGUGUCAUUCUUGUAUAUUGGUUAUAAUGGAAAAAAAAAUGCGUGAAACAUAAUAUUUCUACAAAAUACUUGAGUGAUGCUCUUUUUGUUAGUAAAACUUCAAGCGAGACUGAAGGCUCUACAAAUGUAGUUCCAUCCUUUUCCUUUUAUUAUUGUUUUCAUAUGAACAUAUGUGGUCUAUCAUUUACUUUACAGUGAUACAUCUUAGUGCUGGGGGCCUUAUAGUUUUCGAUAGUGUAUUCUCCGAGAGAAUUCAGGAGUUUUCCCUCUCAGACUGAUGUGGAUGAGGGGAUGAUGCAAAAUCAUUGUUUCAAACAGUGUAUGAUUUAUGUCAUUUUGCCAAACUUUAAUUCACUACUCAUGCUAAUGAAUGUAUACAUUGAUGAGCUAGACAUGAAGCCCUCAUAUUUUUGCCAAGUGUCCCUGUUUAUGAUCCCCAGUGCCUGGUUGGUAUGUAUCUGAUGUUUAUUCUGACUUUCCAAAACAAGGAAAAAAUAUAUCUGACAUCGGAGCAGGAUCAUCUUGAAUAUUAACUAUCUUUGUCACUGACUAUAUAAUGCAUUGUUUGCUGAUAGAAAAAGAAGGAAAAUCCAUAGCUUGAUGGUAGACAUGAACAAUGGAACCAGACGCUCAACUUUGGUGUUAUCCUACCGGAAAAAAUAUUCAAUUAAUCUGUUUUCAUUUGUUGCCUUGAUCUCUCGUUGUUUUUAUUUCCCAUCACUUAAUCCCUACUGCAUAUUUUUCUUAGAUGCACGUAGAGAAGCCCGAAAAGCAUUCCUCGCAUUGUCUGGUAACGAUGACAGUUCAGAAAUUGCGGAACUUGAACCCAGUAAGGUUGACUCUCAGAAUCUUCUUGAGAGACAUAAUGACAGUGCCCAGGGUUUUGGAAGCACACCAGUAAGUGACAUUGCUGACACCGCAUUUUUUUUGUUUUCUUUAAUCUGAUCGCAUUCUGUUAUCUCAUCUUUACUGGUUUUAUUUAGUAAAGUGUUAUUUGAUCACUAGUUUCUUGCGAAAUUGAUUCAUUUUUUUGGUACUCUGUCGAUGGGAGGAUCUAAGGAUGACUCGAAUUUCCAACAAAUACCCGAUCUUGGUUCUGUUGAAAAUUUGCUAGUUGUUAUUUUCUGUGUUCUUAUUGGACUUCUUUCAGUAUGCACAAUACAUAGAGAUAGACUUAUUGUAAUUUUGGUUGUUCUUCAUAUUUUUAAUCAAACUGAGAACGCUUUUGGGUAUUUUCUUUCAAGUACAUGAUAAGUUGAGGAGAUGAUGCUAUGAUUAAAAUUCUGAAGACAGUGAUAACAAGCUUGAUGUUAGAUUGCCGACUUGUGAAAUGGAUGCAGGGUUGUAAUAUAAGUUGCGCCAACUGUUAAUAAAUUAAAAGAGGAAUUGAAGGUGAUUGGAAAGAACAAAACCAGCAAGUGACUCCCAAUGGCGUGAUGGCAGGAUGGAUUUUUUUAAGUUUCUUACACUGUUUCCAUAUAAAUGUGGUGAUUGAAAAAAACGUUCAUCUGUGUGGUUGUUUACGCUUUUUAUUUUCAAAACUUUAUUUCAGGUUUUUGUUCUUGAGCCAAAGAAAGACCUACAUGGUCUAGGUUUUGACCCUUUUAAAAAUGCUCCUGAAUUCAGAGGUAAUAAGUUCUCAGAUCACAUCAGUUCCUUUCUGAACAUUGUUUAACCACCAAAUUUAAUCAAUAUAUCUUGUUGUAAUCUUUUUCAGAAAGGAAGGCUUUGCAUACAUCUGGUAGUAAAGAUCCGGGAACCAGGAAUGCUUCUAGGAAAGGAGGGCUGUUUGUGACAAACUGCAAGUUUCUUUGUCUAAACCUGUUUUGAUUAUUUUUCAUACGAUCUUGUAUAUUUGAACUUAUCUCGAAUUGACCUUUUGGCUCUAUCACCAGCAGGAAAACUUGCUCCUGGAUUUGGAAUUGGUGCACUGGAGGAGGCUGAUAUUGAAGAUGAAGAUAUCUAUGCUUCUAGUAAGUGCUGAAUAAUUUCAAUAUAUCCGAUGAAUUUCUUUGAGCAUGGUCGUUUUCGUGACUAAUAUAAUGGUUUUAACUUAUGUUAUCAUUUUAUUUUGUUUAAUUAUAUAUGCGGGGAAAGUCAUUAGCCACAUUUUGCCAAAAAGUUGGCUGCUCCAUCCUGUUAGCUCCAGCUGUCCUUAUAAUCAAGAGACUAAUUAUGUACGUUUUUUCCAUGGAAAUAUAUGUUCUUACAUAUCCUACUGAGAUUGAUGGCCAUAGUGUGGCUACAACCAUUUCUAUGCACGAGCCUGCAUGCUGUUUCUAUUUAUACUCACACCCACAUCUGCUCCUUGGACCCACGUCUUACUCUGAGGGUCUGUUAUCUCACAGAUCAUGCAUUUCCAUUUCGAAAGUGAAUAUUGACGGACUGAUUGUGUUUCAGACUUAGCAUAUGUUUGCUCCGCAGAUUUAGUACCUUCUGGCUUGGAUUAGCCAAUUCGGGUGGGAAUUGACUCUCAUCAUCUCUAGAGUACUCAUUUUUUAUUAGAUAAACUCUUUUUUUGGUACCAGGAAAGCAGAAGAUUUUCUUGCUCGGUGAACCCCUUGUAGCCGUUCUGUUUUCCUCUUUCACGUUGCCCAGCAUUUUUCACGGUUGCAGAGCUUCGUGGACAUUAGUAUUUGCUGAAUUAGAAGUGAAGUAGUUCGGCCAUCCACGGGCAUUAUGGCAAUGGCUGCGCGAAUGUUUUCUCAGGACAGUAGAGAUCUUUAUCGCCAUAUUAAGAAAGUUGACAUUCGGUGAGGCGCUGGACAUUGAGUCCGACUCUGGAUCAACGGCGAAGAACUCCUCUUCUCUGCAAAUGUAGAAGCUUUCAUGUAAUUUCUUCCAGUCGAGAUCAUUAGUUAGGUGAUUAUGGCCAUCUCAUGAUCCUAAAACAAAAAAAUUUAACGUUGGAGAUGAUAUCAUCAUUGCCCUCCAUUCAGUUCCGUUCCUUGGUGCCUGCCAUGAAAUUUGCGGCGACGCUACUUACCUUAUAUGUCUGCAUCAACACUGAUUUUCUCUUUGAGUGGGAGAUGAGCUUCUCUGGCCUAGUUUAUGUGGAUGAAGUAUUAGUUCCUUGUUUCGUUCAGAGGGUUUUGGAGUUGAUGGCACCUCUGUUCCGACAUCUUGUCUAUCUUUGGAUGGUUGUUCUCCAGAUUUUGAAUUCGAAGAACCCUAUGUUGAAGAAGCGGAGCAGCCUUUGAGAAUUGAACAAGAUAGCAAGCUGAGAUUAACUCAAAAGGAGCAUAAUGUUAUUCGUGGCUUUAAAGCUGCCUCUAAUGCAGAUUACAACACAGAAAGGUAGCUCUCUCUCCCUCUCUCCCUCUCUCCCUCUCUCUCUCUCUCUCUCUCUCUCUCUCUCUCUCUCUCUCUCUGUGUUCUGACUUCCGUCACGCCUAUUUGUCCUGCAGAUUUCGUCCUCCAGUGAUUCCACCCGAUUUCCAGCCUCACCACAAAUUCCUUGUUCCUCUUCAAGUUCUGAGCAAGCUGGGCAAUCUGCCUCCCCCCCCUGAAGCACCUGCCCCAGAAGAGAAAGAUCUGAAGCUCCUCAUUGACGGCUUUGCAACGCUGGUCGCCCGCUGCGGCAAGUUAUACGAAGAUCUCUCGAGGGACAAGAACAAGGCCAACCCUCUCUUCUCCUUCCUCAGCGGGGGAAAGGGCCACGAUUACUAUGCGAGGAAACUGUGGGAGGAGCAGCAGAAGCGCCCUGACCAUCGUGAACCGCAGGUCGAUGGGCAUCAACGGGCCUCAUCCGUCAGGAAGAUGACAGCAGAGAGCCGCGGGCGAAUUCUGGGCGAGAAGCCAUUAAAGAGGAGCGACGACAGCUCCGCCCCAUCACCACCCACCUCUAAGCAGGCCAUCCAGCUGCAGUACAACCUUUCUGACUCCUUCACGACGCCUGAAUCUCUUGUGAGUGGGUUCUGCUUCUGGUUUCUGCACUCGGCAGUCCUCUACUCACUCCAUUGUUCUUCGUCUUGCUAAGAUCAGCAAUUUUGGUUUUCCUGCGCAGGCGGGGCUUCCCGAGUCUGUGAAGCCAUUCAGAGAUGAUCCGAUGAAGCAGGCGAGGUUCGAACAAUUCUUGAAGGACAAGUACCAAGGUGGGCUUCGAUCUACGUACGCCGCCGGCAACAGCACCAUGACGGAGGCGGAUCGCGCCCGUGAGCGACUGGACUUUGAAGCCGCCGCCGAAGCUCUGUCUCAGGGGAAACCCCAGAGGACCCCCCAAGCUCAGCCGCUCCCAUUGGUGGCCAUGCAGUUUGUAUCAGGUGGUGCAGAGGUAAGUAAUGCCGGCCGCCCCAUCAUUAAUUUUCUAUUUCUGGAUGGGUUUCCCUCACUGAUAGGCUCUGUCUCGUGCUUGAGCAGAAAACGUAUUCUACUCAGCACGAAGCGGCGGCAGUGGCGGCGGUGGCGGCGGCUGCAGAGAAGAACAGUUACCCGAAGCGGGAAGAGUUCCAGUGGAGACCGUCGCCCGUCCUGUGCAAGCGUUUCGACCUCGUUGAUCCUUUCAUGGGGAAGGUGGUUCUUCUUGAAAUCAUUUCUCCCACUGUGAUUGAUCAUCUGGGUUUCUGAACAAGAAUGUGGUUGAUCAUCGCGCAGCCUCCGCCAUUGCCCAGAGCGAGAAGCAAGGUGGAGACACUGAUCAUCAUGCCGGAGGUUUUCAAGUCCAAGUUUGAGGAGGCUGCCGACUCAGGCAGAGAUACUCCGGCGUCAUCUCGGUCGGAGAUGCCUGACCAGAUAGCAAUCCCAGAGGCCGAUUCCCAGCCCGAAGUCGCCAUCACUGAGAGGCCUGUCGAUCUGUACAAGGUGAUCCUCUCCCCCCCCCCCACCCAAAUGCGCCGCCAAUAGUUCUUCCUCCACUGUUGUUCUGAUCCCGUGCUUCGUUUCUCCAAAGGCCAUAUUCUCAGAGGACGAUGAAGAUGGCGACGACGAGGAAGAAGAUGAUAACCCUGCCGACAAUCCCGCCGCCGGCGGAGGGAUGAAGGCCGAAGGGGGUAAUACCACGCUGAACCGACUGAUCGCCGGAGACUUUCUUCAGUCGCUGGGCCAGGAGCUUGGACUGGAAGUGCCUGAACUGCCGCCGCUCAGCUCAUCGAGAAAACCAGCUCCGGCGGCGAUCUCCGGUGAACCAGUUCUCCUCCCGCCACCAGGGCGGGGACGGGGGAAGACGGAGGUCAACCUCCCUGGACCUUCCGAGGGCUCGUCCCCUGCUGCCGGCGCCGGCGACUUCUCAGAGCAGAAGAAACAGCGCAGAACCCACUCCGGCCAUCGCCGGAGCGCUAGCGAUGGCUCAGACUCUGAAUCUUCUCAGUCAGACGGCGGCGGUGGCGGUGGCAGCAGGUCAGACAGUGACUCGAGGAGGAAGAAGCGUUCGUCCCACAGAAGCAGGAAACGGUCGUCGAAGCACCGUGAACGGAGCAAGAGCAGGGGAUCUCCUUCGAGGCGUUCUUCUCACGGCGGCGGCGGGAGGGAGGAGAGGAGAUCGAGAGGAGAUCAUGGUUCAAGAUCGGGUAAUCAUAGGAGACACCAUUGA
This is a messenger RNA of Spirodela intermedia, 9374 nucleotides long. The record is from the annotation of a GenBank genome assembly. Lineage: Eukaryota; Viridiplantae; Streptophyta; Magnoliopsida; Alismatales; Araceae.